Punica granatum (pomegranate) is the source of this 1918-nucleotide messenger RNA. NCBI's taxonomy places the organism in Eukaryota, Viridiplantae, Streptophyta, Magnoliopsida, Myrtales, Lythraceae. The record is from RefSeq and is a predicted model, not a curated record.
AAAAAAUUGCUGAAUCCCUCAUGGAAAUACAUAGCCCAUCAUUUAUUAAAAAAUUACAGAGGUGCCAUUGCGGUGGGCAAUCGUUUCUUGUCCCUCCUCACGCUUCAACCCUACCGUUCUGAAACCCUGUCCACCUCUUGAAGAGCUCGCUUCCGUUCUGAUUCCGGCUGAAAUACGAAGAGAAAAUGGUUCGGAGCUUGAAGAAUCCGAAGAAAGCAAAGAGGAAGAACAAGGAAUCGAAAAGGGGAGAUGGUUCCUCGUCUUCAUCGGUGCCGUCGAUGCCUGCGGAGGUGUGGCAGCCCGGAGUGGAUAAGUUGGAGGAAGGAGAAGAGCUUCAGUGUGACCUUUCUGCUUACAAUGCUCUCCACGCUUUCUCUAUAGGCUGGCCCUGCCUCAGUUUUGAUGUAGUUCGUGAUUCAUUGGGACUGGUGCGGACUGAGUUUCCGCAUACUGCAUAUUUUGUUGCGGGGACUCAGGCGGAGAAACCUUCAUACAACUCAAUUGGGAUAUUUAAGAUAACCAACAUCAGUGGUAAAAGACGUGAAUUAGUGCCAUCUAAAUCGGCCGCAGACAAGUCUGAUAUGGAGAGUGAUAGCAGUGACAGUGAUGAAGAUAGUGAUGAUGAGCUCGGUGGAUCUGGUUUGCCACAUUUGCAGCUGCGCAAGGCAUCUCAUGAAGGAUGUGUUAACCGUAUACGAGCCAUGUCGCAGAAUCCUCAUAUAUGUGCAUCCUGGGCAGAUACCGGUCAUGUGCAGAUUUGGGACUUCAGCUCCCAUUUGAAUGCAUUGGCUGAAUCGGAAACAGAAGGUAGUCAGGGAUCUUCAUCAGUUUUCAAUCAGGCUCCAUUGCUUAAGUUAGGUGGUCACAAAGACGAAGGCUAUGCUAUAGACUGGAGUCCGCUUGUUCCAGGGAGGCUGAUAUCAGGUGACUGCAAGAGUUGCAUUCAUUUGUGGGAACCAACAUCUGGCUCGACAUGGAAUGUUGAUUCAACUCCUUUUCGUGGACAUUCUGCAAGUGUGGAAGACCUACAGUGGAGCCCCACGGAGCCAAAUGUAUUUGCCUCAUGUUCUGUGGAUGGAAACAUCGCGAUAUGGGAUAUUAAGCAGAAAUCGCCAGUUGUGUCCUUCAAGGCUCAUAAUGCGGAUGUAAAUGUCAUCUCAUGGAACAGGCUUGCUAGCUGUAUGUUGGCAUCAGGAAGUGAUGAUGGAUCGUUUUCUAUUCGUGAUCUUAGAAUGCUCAAGGAAGGUGAUUCGGUGGUGGCGCAUUUUGAAUAUCACAAACACCCAGUUACCUCAAUUGAGUGGAGCCCGCAUGAAGCAUCAACUCUGGCAGUGUCAUCAGCAGACAAUCAGCUGACAAUAUGGGAUCUUUCGCUGGAGAAGGAUGAGGAAGAGGAGGCAGAGUUCCGAGCCAAGACCAAAGAGCAGGUCAAUGCCCCAGAAAAUUUGCCUCCGCAACUGCUCUUCAUUCACCAGGGGCAAAAAGACUUGAAGGAACUUCACUGGCACACUCAGAUACCUGGGAUGAUAGUCUCCACAGCACUUGAUGGUUUCAACAUCUUAAUGCCCUCAAACAUACAGACGACUCUUCCCUCAGAUGGUUCUUAGAAGUUGUGGUUGGUGUUGGUGGACCGUCCUUAUACAUAUCCCGGGUGGACCUUGCACUUGAUGUCCCAGUUUGGACUUAAAUGUAAUCCCCCAACCCAUAUAAUACGAUGUCCAUCCAAUUUUUGAUCAUGUCUUUGAGUUAAAUGUAUCGGAUUCACAUGAAUUAUUUCUUUAUUUCUUCUAGUAAGGUCUAGUCGAUUGUGUACAAUCUGAUGUUCAUCCAUUUUUUUAUCGUGUUCUCGAGUUAACUGUAUCGGUUCAUAUGAAUUAUUUCUUUGUUUCUUCUAGUAAGGCAGCUCAUUCAAUUGUUA